Aureobasidium namibiae CBS 147.97 is the source of this 1032-nucleotide messenger RNA. RefSeq lists its product as uncharacterized. Lineage: Eukaryota; Fungi; Ascomycota; Dothideomycetes; Dothideales; Saccotheciaceae. Bases 1 to 1032 code for a protein of 343 amino acids. The record is from RefSeq and is a predicted model, not a curated record. The transcript has a single exon.
AUGGCUUCAACUAUUCCGCACUUGAGAUUCCAUCUGUACAUGAUCGGAACUCUGACGGAGUAUGACUUCCUCGCUGCCUAUGAUCCCGCUACCUUGAAUCUUGAACAACAAGAAUAUCUGACAGAAAGGGUCGAGACGCUCGCGUUGGAAGCUAGAAUCAGAUCCACUCUCCCAUACGAUGUGCAACGACAGAUCCAUCGACACGUACUUCGCGACGCCGAGCCGAUCGACAUCACCAAUCUUGUGAACCACAUAGCUCCAUCAUACUAUACUGAUCCACAUGCCAAGUUCGACUACUGGAGAUAUACGCCAUUCGUGUAUCCUACCGACAACAUCCAUGACGCUGUCAUGAGCUCAAAUGCGCUCGAAUUUGUCGAGGACGUCCUUCUAAAUCCCGAUCAUAUGGCGCGCCUCCAUACCCUGGACCCACCCAAACAGAUCACUCACGAGAUCCUAAUCCACUGGGACUUUGCGCCAAACUUUUUGCCCGAGAUAUCCUUGCCAAAUAUCGAUGCGCUGUUCGACUUACUCGGUGUUCUGGAUGGUGAUGUGGAUCGCAUCAGACUUGAAUUCUUGUUCAAAGACUCAAGAGUAAUCUACAGUAGAGAUCCCACUACCAAGGAGGAGAUUGCACCAAACAACCAAGGUCGACUUCGCAUCAUGAAAGCCAAGAUGCUGGAUUUGCUCCAGACAGCUAUGGCAGCAUACCGCGACUUCUUCCACGCACCGCACAGAGUAACGUCUGCGACUGCGUUCGGGCUUCACAUGAACACCUACCGUAUCACCAAUCCGAUGGCAACGAAUGAUAUCUUGCAUAUGAGAGCUAGAGAUUGGUUGGCGGAUCACUGUUGCGAUCUGUUUGACAGUAUGUGGGAUACAUAUAGGCGUAGAUCUGGAUUCGUCAAGUAUCACAUGUUGCAAGCUUUCAAGAUGGAUCAGGUGUACUAUGAUAGGGAUCUGGAUGUCCAUGAGUAUAUCCAGAGGGGGCUGGGUAUACCGUUCUUGCCUAUGCCCAAAGAUGUUUACUUUUAG